AUGCCAGGCCCUCCCCCUCCCCCUCCGCCUAUGCCGCCUAUGGGACGGGGUGCUGGUGGACCUCCGCCGCCACCGCCAAUGCCUGGAAUGAAGGCGCCGGGAGGGAAGCCGGCUUCAGGCGCAGGUAGAGGAGCGCUGCUGGGUGACAUCAACAAGGGAACGAAGCUGAGGAAAGUCGGCGCAGUGAACGAUCGAUCGGCGCCACAGGUUGGGAAGGUCAAAGAUGCUGCGCCGGCGAUUGGAGGAGCACCGCCAGUUCCAGGCAUGGGAAGGCCACCUGCACCACCUGGAGGACUUGCGCCGCCCGUGCCAGGAGGGGGAAACAGAGCGAGGAGCAACAGUGAUACUGGAGGAGACAGUGGAGUGGCUGCACCUCCUCAAUUAGGCGGGCUAUUCGCUGGGGGCAUGCCAAAGUUGAGGAAAUCUGGAGGUGUGAACACAGGUGCUGAUACCAAGUCGCCAUACAUGUCAGACCCAGAGACACGAAGCUCAGCGCCUACACCACCACGAGCAGCAGCACCAAGGCCGCCAGGCGGCCCUCCACUUCCUCCUGGAGGUGCGCCUCCCGCGCCGCCCAUGCCCGGCGCACGACCUCCACUCAGACCUGUUGGCUCUCUGGCCUCAAGUAUAAGCGGAAAGCCGAAACCGCCUCCACCGAUUGGAAAGAAGCCGCCGAUACCACCUCCUUCGUCUCGCAAACCGUCUGGUAUGGCUGCUCCACCGCCAGCAUCGCCUGCUCGAGCCCCGCCCGUUCCAGGCAGCGCACCCCAUGCCCCUCCACCACCUCCGCCGACCUCAACUCCAUCAGCACCACCGCCUCCACCACCUGGCGCUGUGCCUCCCGCCCCCCCACCACCGCCGCCAUCCGCAGCACCACGCGCUCCCUCACGAUCGACACCCCCUCCUCCACCAUCUGCGCCGCCAAGCAGACCACAAGAAGACGACGACGAUUACGAUCCCUACCGCUACGACAGCUCUCGAUCUCGAUCACCCUCGAUACCUGCUCCUCCACCACCAACAAACGGCCACAUCCCCUCCCUCGCAGAGCAAGCAGCACGAAACGCAUUCGGCCAAGGUCGCGCUUCACCCGCAGCUCCUCCACCACCUCCACCUCCACCACCACCCCCCGGCGCAGCGCCCACCCCUCCACCACCGCCCGCGUCCGCACCUCUCCCUCCCCCGCCGCCGAGCGCCGCACCAAGUCGACCUACCUCGCAAGCGCCUUCUCGAUCGAUAAUGGACGCAAGCAUGUACACACUGUCGAAUGGUGGAUCGAACUUGAGGAGUCCAACGGGCACAAUAAGCGGCGGCUCAUCAGGCCAAAAAGGCAAGAUUGUGCCCGUGCAUGACCUCCGGUGGAGGUUCCAGUCUGAGAACUCGUUUCCAGCUCCAAGACCUUUUACAGGCGGGCCGAAGAGGUAUAGGGCGGGCAGGGGGAGCAGUGUGCCGCUGGAUUUGAGCGCGUAUGAAUAG
Messenger RNA from Macroventuria anomochaeta, 1473 nucleotides. RefSeq lists its product as uncharacterized. The record is from RefSeq and is a predicted model, not a curated record. The transcript is spliced from 2 exons. Lineage: Eukaryota; Fungi; Ascomycota; Dothideomycetes; Pleosporales; Didymellaceae. Gene Ontology annotation, molecular function: actin binding. Bases 1 to 1473 code for a protein of 490 amino acids.